AUGGCUGAAAGUAACUCAGAAAAAUAUUCACUUGGCUCACCUCUAGCACCCAUAGUAAUGUGUGAAACCCAUGAACUACCUAUUGAUAUGAUAUGUGAGGACUGUGAUGAAUUCAUUUGUGCUAAGUGUGCCAAAACAGAUCAUAGAGAACAUGAUUGGAACACUAUACACACGGCAGCCACCCAAAGAAGAAGAAGUCUACCUGUAUUUCUUAAAAAGAUCAAGGAAGAAGAUCUGCCCAGAAUUAAUGAGAAGCUAGAGAAGAAGAAAAAAGGAAUUGUUGACAUAGUGAAAUUCAUGGAGGAGAACAACAGCACCAUGUCAGAUUACAGCUUGAUUGACAACCACAGAGAACUGACAAAAAGGCUGUCUGAAUUGAAGGAUCAUACAACAAACUGUGAACAUUCAGUGAAGUUCAGAAGAGGUGAAAUCAAUGAUGACUUAGUCGAGUCUUUGGUUGGAAAAACUUUAAAUUUAGAUUAUAUUGCUGUGAUUCAGACAAAUUCAUUUGAAUAUGGGAAUGCAUCAAUUUCUCUUUUGGAGGCAUUUGACGCUGUCUCAACAGUUAUCAGUACAGAUCCACUGGCACCAAUAGGAAUCUGUCAGUCAGUGGAUGGUGGACUACUGGUCACCUUGAGAGACGAGGAAUCUGGUCCUUACAAAUUAGAGUCACACAGCAGACGUCUGGUGAGACACAUCACAGUGACAGGUGAUGUCAUCAAUGAGUAUGAGUUCCAGGAGGAUGGUAUUACCAGACUGUUUAAAUUACCAAUCGGUGUCACACAGCACAAUAACAGUGAUAUCUGUGUUGUGAAUGGUACAAGUAACACUACAGGUGAACUAGAGAUAAUGUCGCACUCUGGUCAGAUGAAGUGUGUUUAUCGUGGACAGAACCUGACAGAGAACUUUGAUCCAACUGAUGUAGUGUGUGAUUCCCUCUGUAACAUCCUUGUUACUGAUCUACGUAACAAACAGAUCCAUCUGCUGAGUCCUGACGGGGAGUUCCUGAAGUUCUUACUGACAGACGAGGAAGUGAACCAUCCAUAUUCACUGUCUCUAUAA
Saccostrea cuccullata (small rock oyster) is the source of this 1062-nucleotide messenger RNA. RefSeq lists its product as uncharacterized. The record is from RefSeq and is a predicted model, not a curated record. The coding region runs from base 1 to 1062 and encodes 353 amino acids. NCBI's taxonomy places the organism in Eukaryota, Metazoa, Mollusca, Bivalvia, Ostreida, Ostreidae. Gene Ontology annotation, molecular function: zinc ion binding. The transcript has 3 exons.